Molecule: messenger RNA, 1446 nt
Organism: Coprinopsis cinerea okayama7#130
Lineage: Eukaryota; Fungi; Basidiomycota; Agaricomycetes; Agaricales; Psathyrellaceae
Product: glycoamidase
Exons: 3
Coding region: 1-1446 (481 amino acids)
Molecular function (GO): electron transfer activity
Source: RefSeq, a predicted model, not a curated record
AUGGCCCUUCUCUCUUCUUUCGCAGCUGGUCUCCCACGACCUCUGCCCCAGGACGACAGUGCUAUUGGCAUUGAAGUCGCCGUCUCUGCUCCCGAUGGUAUCCCCAUUACGAAUACCAUCGAACUUGCAUCUCAAAGAGCCCGCGAGGCCGCGCAGACUGCUGCAGCCCCUGCUGUGACGCCUAUGUACGGUGCCGCCAGCUAUGGCGCUGAGCAUCAGCAACCCAAGCAUGAAGCUCCUGUUCCUCAGGUCGAGCAGCCCAAACACGAGCCUCCCAAGCACGAGGUCCCUGCUCACGUCACUACGCCAGUCCAUGUCCCAGCCCACACUCCUGUUGAGCAACCUGCUCAUACCCCCGUUCACACUCCCGUGGAGCAACCCGCCCAUACCCCCGUUCACACUCCCGUGGAGCAACCCGCCCAUACCCCCGUACACACCCCCGUCGAGCAACCCGCUCACACCCCCGUGCAUACCCCUGCCCACGAGCCCGCUCACCCCAUUCCCACUCAUGGAUCCGGCAGCGCUCCCUGGAGUAACCAGGAUUACAACGACUGUGUUUCGAAGUGCAUUGCUACCUACGGCCAGGCUCCUGGACAGUACAAGCCCACCGUCACUGAGCAGCAACAUGAAGCCACAGGCACUGGUGCCACCCACACUGUCAUCGUCGCUCCCACUCAGGGUGUCCUGCGAUACAUUCCCUUCGCAGUCAACGCCUCUGUCGGCGACACCAUCAAGUUCAUGUGGGGUGCUGACAACCACACCGUGACCAAGUCCACUUCCCUCUUGCCCUGCAACCGAACCGGCGAGGCUGCUUCUUUCAGCUCUGGCAUCCAGAACAAUGGCUUCGUCUUCACUCAAGUUGUCAACGACACCAAGCCCACUUACUUCUUCUGCAAUGCCCCCACUCACUGCCAAAAGGGAAUGUUCGGUAUCAUUAACCCUGCUACCCAGUUCGCCUCUCCCUCUUCAGUCGGGCUUCAGAUGUCCAAGCUUGCUGCGAAGAGCGCCAACGUUGCUGGAUACAGUGAUAUCACCAGGCAGGCUACCAAGGACAGCGACGCUAUCAGCCGCUGGGGUAGCAACAUCGACAUGGCUGAGAUCCCCGACUGGGCACAUGAAUUUGUUGCUGAGAACGUUCUCUACACUCGCAACUUCUUGGCCGCCAACCCCGAGGUCAUGAAGGAAGAUGGAAGCAUUGACUUGAGCACCGCCUCUACCGUUCCUCUCGCCAUUCCUCAGGACGUUGCUGCUGCCUUGAACAACGCCGGUUCUUCCGAACCUGCCAGCUCAGACGCGCCCGCUGAGGCUUCUACUCCUGCCGCCACCUCCGAUGCUCCCGAGGUUACUGGCAACGCCGAGAACCUCAACUCUGGUAGCUCCAGCACCCUUGCUUCCCCCAAGGUGUUGCUCGCUGUCGUUGCUGUCGUCGCCACUUUGUUGAUGUAA